UUUGGCGCUCAUAAACCCUACCGGUUGAACUUGUUGAAGAAGGUAAACUUCUGCGGAAGGAAGAGAGAAAAUUGAGUGACAGUAUCAGAAGAUGAGGAAGAAGGUGGACGAACGAAUCAGAAACCUUAUCGACAAUGGCGUCAAAUUGAGGCACCGUUCCCUGUUCGUCAUAAUCGGAGACAAAUCGCGGGAACAGAUUGUUAACCUGCAUUACAUGCUGAGCAAGGCAGUGGUGAAGUCCAGGCCAACGGUUUUGUGGUGCUACAAGGAUAAACUAGAACUCAGCAGUCACAAGAAAAAGAGAGCCAAGCAGAUUAAGAAGUAUAUGCAGAGAGGGUUGUUGGACCCUGAGAAGGUUGAUCCGUUCCAACUUUUUGUUGAAACUGGAGGAUUAACUUAUUGUUUGUACAAGGACUCUGAGAGAAUACUCGGAAAUACUUUUGGAAUGUGCAUAUUACAGGACUUUGAGGCAUUGACACCGAAUCUCUUGGCCAGGACAAUAGAAACAGUAGAAGGUGGCGGAAUUAUCGUAUUGCUUCUGCGUUCUCUCUCAUCAUUGACCAGUCUUUACACCAUGGUUAUGGAUGUACAUGAAAGGUUCCGUACGGAGUCCCAUUCUAUGUCUACUGCGCGGUUCAAUGAGCGAUUUUUGUUGUCGAUUUCCUCAUGCAAGGCAUGUGUAGUCAUGGAUGAUGAACUGAAUAUUUUGCCAAUAUCCUCUCAUAUAAGGGCAAUUACUCCUGCACCAGCAAAAGAGGACUCCGAAGGCCUUUCAGAAGCAGAGCGAGACUUGAAGAAUUUAAAAGACGAGCUGCAUGAUGAAUUUCCUGUUGGACCUUUGGUUAAGAAGUGUUGUACAUUAGAUCAGGGAAAAGCUGUAAUUACGUUUUUUGAUUCAAUAUUGGAGAAGACCCUACGUAGCACAGUGGCUCUACUUGCUGCACGUGGACGUGGGAAGUCAGCAGCACUUGGUUUGGCAGUGGCAGGGGCCGUUGCAGCCGGGUAUUCCAACAUAUUCGUAACAGCACCAAGCCCGGAAAACUUAAGAACACUGUUUGAAUUCAUAUGCAAGGGCUUUGAUGCCCUCGAUUACAAGGAACAUAUGGAUUACGAUGUUGUUAAAAGUGUUAAUCCUGAAUUCAAGAAGUCAAUUGUCCGUAUAAAUAUCUACAAGCAACACAGACAAACAAUUCAGUACAUACAACCUCAUGAAUAUGCAAAGUUGUCCCAAGUUGAAUUACUGAUCAUAGAUGAAGCUGCUGCUAUCCCAUUGCCAGUUGUGAAGUGCUUGCUUGGUCCUUAUCUUGUCUUUCUUUCAUCUACCGUGAAUGGGUAUGAAGGAACCGGCCGAUCUUUGUCACUAAAACUGCUGAAUCAAUUACAACAACAAAGUCAAUCACAUGAUAAAAGUGCAGAGGGGUCUCUUUCUGGCCUCCUUUUCAAGAAAAUUGAGCUCAAUGAGUCUAUAAGAUAUGCCCUUGGUGACCCAAUAGAAUCCUGGCUUAAUGAAUUACUUUGCCUGGAUGUAACAAACUCCAUACCUAAAAUUAGCAGGGAACCUCCUCCUGAUGAUUGUGUUCUGUAUUACGUAAAUCGUGAUACACUUUUCUCAUAUCACAAAGAUAGCGAAGAGUUUUUGCAGAGAAUGAUGGCGUUGUAUGUUUCAUCACAUUAUAAAAACUCUCCUAAUGACUUACAGUUGAUGGCUGAUGCUCCUGCCCACCAUUUAUUUGUGCUUCUUGGCCCGGUUGAUGAGUCAAAAAAUCAGCUUCCUGAUAUUUUAUGCGUUAUUCAGGUCUGCCUUGAGGGCCAUAUAUCUCGUAGAUCUGCAAUGAAAAGCUUAAGUGAAGGUCACCAACCUCACGGGGACCAAAUCCCUUGGAAAUUCUCUGAGCAGUUCCGGGAUACCACAUUCCCUAGCCUCUCUGGAGCUCGUAUUGUAAGAAUUGCCACCCAUCCAAGUGCCAUGAAGCAUGGAUAUGGAUCUGCUGCCGUGAAUCUCUUGACAAGGUAUUACGAGGGUGAGCUGACUGGUAUUUCUGAAUUAGAUGCUGAUGAUGAUUCGGAGGAGACUCCUAAAGUUAGAGUUACAGAAGCUGCAGAGAAGGCUUCACUACUUGAAGAAAAUAUAAAACCAAGAACAAACCUUCCACCUCUGUUAGUACGUCUUGGUGAACGACAGCCUGAGAAGCUCGACUACCUUGGUGUCUCCUUCGGGCUUACUUUGGACCUUCUUAACUUUUGGAGGAAACAUAAAUUUGCUCCAUUCUACAUUGGUCAAAUUCCAAGUGUUGUUACUGGUGAACACACAUGCAUGAUCCUCAAACCACUAAAAAAUGGUGCUGUUGAAGUUGAUAAGUCGGAUGACUGGGGCUUUUUUGGUCCUUUCUACCAAGAUUUCAGACUAAGGUUUCUUAGACUGUUGAGUUCCAGCUUUCGAUCAAUGGAAUGCCGUCUUGCUAUGAGGGUCCUUGAUCCUAAAACCAACUUUACGGAUUUGGAGGCGAAUCAGAAAAAAUCUCUCCCAGAAGAAUUCUGGAAGUCACUCACUGAAGAUCUAUCUCCUUAUGACAUGGAACGUCUAAGGGCUUACACUGAUAGUCUGGUUGAUUUUCAUUUGAUUUUAGACAUUGUUCCUGUGCUUGCUCGCCUGUACUUCAGAGGAAAGCUUCCAGUCACAUUGUCUUCCGACGAGGCGGAUGUUUUACUUUGCAUUGGCUUGCAGCAGCAGAAUUUUACUCGCGUUGAGGAACAACUGAAGUCGGAAAGAACUGCAAUUUUGUCACGAUUCAUGAAGGCCAUGAAGAGGAUCCAUCAUUACCUCCAGGGUGUUGCAUCCGAUGAAAUCCAAUCAACUCUUCCCCGAUUAAAAGAGAGAGUACUGGAACCGCUAACCAUUACGGUGGAUGAUGAACUCAAUGAAGCAGCAAAGCAAGUCAAGGAUAUGAUGAAACAUGGGAAAGGGGACAAAGACAAGUCCACGAAGAAGAGAGGUAAAGAAGAUGGUAACAAGGGAUCCAAGUCCAGUAAAAAGAGAAGAUCAUAGGAGAGAUGUUUGUGUUUCUCGAAGUGCAUGAAAGAUGAGUGGGUCAAGAUGCAACUUCUGAAUGACUUCAGGUGGUAAAAAGUGAAAAAUGAUUCCAAGUUUCUAACUUGUUGUGCUCCUUUAUUAACAUGAGCAAUUUUUUGGAGAGGUCAUCCAAUUUUGUCGCUGUCAAUAGCCUAGUAUUUGUAUUUAGUAGCAAAUUUUGGCAUUGCAGGGUUUAUUUGUACUGUAUAUAAUGUGUUUUUCAGGAAAUCAUAAACUAUGAUCAUCACCAAAGUGAUUUUCGUGCAGUGUCUCGGAAAAACAUUAUCUCGUUUGUAGUACGUCUCGAAAAUAAUCACUGUUUAUGUUGAUGAGUUCAAUGAAAGCAGAGUAACCUG
Messenger RNA from Linum trigynum, 3426 nucleotides. Lineage: Eukaryota; Viridiplantae; Streptophyta; Magnoliopsida; Malpighiales; Linaceae. The record is from the annotation of a GenBank genome assembly.